Messenger RNA from Megalobrama amblycephala (Wuchang bream), 1116 nucleotides. RefSeq names its product calcium-activated chloride channel regulator 1-like. The record is from RefSeq and is a predicted model, not a curated record. NCBI's taxonomy places the organism in Eukaryota, Metazoa, Chordata, Actinopteri, Cypriniformes, Xenocyprididae. Bases 1 to 1035 code for a protein of 344 amino acids. The transcript has 7 exons.
AUGCUAAUCCAGCAUAUGGCUCAGUUCAUUCAUUUCACCCCAAACUUCCUCCGAAACGACACACUCAUUAAGACUUAUGGGUCAAGAGGAAAGGUCUUGGUUCAUGAAUGGGCUCAUCUGAGAUGGGGCGUGUAUGAUGAAUACAGUGAAACAAAACCAUUCUACUACUCUAAUGGCCGUAUUGAAGCUACAAGGUGUAGCAAAAACAUUGAAGGUCAGUUUUAUGAUGAAUCACGUCAACCGUGCCAGACUGAUCCACAAACUUUACUACCGACUGAAUGGUGCAAGUUUUUUCCUAACAAAUAUCAAAACACAGACAGCUCUAUAAUGUUCUUACCAAGCCUGGAUUCUGUGAGCAAAUUUUUUCAUGAAAACGAGCACAAUUAUGAAGCCCCAAACUUGCAAAACAAAAAAUGUGGCAAAGCAACACGGACUGUGAUAUAUGAGGAUUCUGUUGAUAAAGACGCACUUCGUUCUCUGAAACCACUGCUGUCCUCUCCACCAGUGCCAACUUUCAAAGUUGUGCAGCGAAAGCAUCGGGUUGUUUGUCUCGUCCUUGAUGUCUCAGGAAGCAUGCAAGGCUCCAGAAUCCUUCGACUACAGCAGGCUGCCACACAUUUCCUGCAGAACAUCAUUGAGGAUCAAGCCAGUGUUGGAAUUGUAACCUUUAGUUCUGAUGCUUCUACUCUGAGCCCCUUAACUACUAUUGACAGUGAAUCCACACGAGAGAAACUCUUCAAAUUGUUGCCAAAAGUAGCAGAUGGAGGGACAUACAUUUGUAAAGGCCUCAAUCUAGGCUUACAGGUACUCAAAAAGGACAAUGGGGAUGUGAUAGGGGAUGAAAUCAUUUUUCUGACAGAUGGUGAAGCAUCGGACGAUAUUAAUAGUUGUGUUCCAGCUGCAGUUGAAAGUGGCGCCAUUAUACACACAAUAGCUUUGGGUGAUAAAGCAGAUAAAGCACUGAGGGAAAUGGCUGACAAAACUGGUAAGUACCAUCAUCACAUAAUGACAUACAAUGUUCCAGAAAAAGUCUAAAUUAAAAUAAAAGAGAACUCCAAGUUCCAUGUAAAUUAUUUAUUUUUUUAUUUUUUUUGGUUAAUCUCUAAAUUUAUUAUA